Messenger RNA from Rhinocladiella mackenziei CBS 650.93, 1968 nucleotides. RefSeq lists its product as uncharacterized. Gene Ontology annotation, molecular function: zinc ion binding; DNA binding. The record is from RefSeq and is a predicted model, not a curated record. The coding region runs from base 1 to 1968 and encodes 655 amino acids. Gene Ontology annotation, biological process: DNA-templated transcription. The transcript has 6 exons. Gene Ontology annotation, cellular component: nucleus. NCBI's taxonomy places the organism in Eukaryota, Fungi, Ascomycota, Eurotiomycetes, Chaetothyriales, Herpotrichiellaceae.
AUGCAUAGUGCUUCAGCUGAAAGGGGACAUCUAGACGAAAGAAAACAAAAUGCCCGGGCGAGAAACCUGUCUGUUCUUUCUGCAGCCGCCUCAAUCAAAGAUGCGCAUAUGCGAAGAGUCCUGAUGCACCUGACCGCCGGAUUCAGAAUGAAUCUCGUAUUGGCAUGUCCAAGGAAAGAGAUGGCUCUGGAGACCGUGUGCGCAGGCUGGAGGCACGAGUCGAUCAGAUCAUGCAAGCUGUCAAGUGUGUGCUCCGCUCCGAGGAUUGAAUCAAGAGCUGAGAUUGCAGUACGCUGGUCGGAAACCGGCCCGCCUCGACCUCAGUUUGACGAAGAUAACAGCCCACGUACUGAAGGAUCUACUUUUGAUGCAUUUCGAAGGCCGAUUCCCCCUUCCGACGUACUCCAAUCAUUAGCGAACGUCUACAUCGAGAGGAUAGCCGAUCAGCCUUUGCCGCUUUUCGACGUCAAGACAUUACCAUUCCGAGUGACGAGGUUCUCACCGGGCUUGUUGAGGAGCUUUCUGGCCUUGACAGUCAGAUUUUCGAACCAUGACUUUUUCAAAGAUGUCAAAUCCACGGCCGUGGAUUUCUACAAAGCCUCUUCUCGCACAGCACUGUUCACUCAGAUUGCCGAGCCUACAGGGUCUCUGGAUGUGCUUCAAUCUUUUUGUCUCCUUUGCCUUGGCGAGAUUGCAGACGGGAAAAUGGUGAGAGCCUGGAUGGCGCUUGGAAUUGCAGCAAGAAUGGCCAUAUGUACGAAUCUGUCCAUAUCCGAGACCGGAAAAUCCAAGACCAGGAACUCGGACAUGUCCCGAUGCAUCUGGAGUCUGUUCAUUCUCGAUCGGAUCCACGGCAGCAGCUUCCGCACCGUGCCAGCUAUCACAGACGAAGACAUUCUCCCUGAAAUGCCCCAAUGUGCCGCGCAGCCAAGGAAGCUUCCAUUGACUGAGAUCGAGGAUCUUCGCAUUCUAGAAGAAAAGGACGAUGGCAUCAAUUCCUAUUCUUUGCAACUGUUAUCAACCUGGGGUCGCCUGAUGUCGUACCUGAAGACCAUCAGACAAGGCAAUCUCGAAGAUGCCUGGAGAGCCAACUCAACCUAUCAGCAGAUCAAGUCGCAAAUGUCUCAAUUCGAGACGGUCUUUCCGGAAGCCCAUCGAUUCAGAAAUGCCAGGUUCCAUGAAAGAACAUUUUCAGAUUUGGCUCAAGAUCGCGCUUACUGGGCUCCUUGGGUCUUCACGCAAUGUAUCUACCAUACGAUCCAUUGCACGUUGAAUCAUCCUUUUCUACACGUUGUCAGAAUCCACGGACGCCAAAGACUACGUUCCCCGUCAUUCCUUCAACAUGCAAUAGACCAGACGGUCUUGCAUUCGGCGUGGGUCGUUCGCAUCGUGGAGCUGUGCGAGGAGAGGAAUUUCGUCGUAUUUGACCCUUUUGUCGGCCACCUUGCUGCCAUGAUUGCCACGGCGCAAUUUUUCCUUCAGUUCUCAAAGGAUACGUCUUUGGCGGCAAGGGCGUCGAGAGAUUUCGAACGCCUUCAUCGGUUCGUUGAAAAUAUGGCGAAUGAACAUACUCACCUUGCACAUACUGUUACGAAACUCUCCAAGCUGGCCCAAUUCGCCGCGCCGUGCAUAGAAGCGACACAAAUAAUCCAGCCACCCAAGGUCGAGACUUCGCUGCUGUGGGACUUGCUGGACUAUGCGGUCUCCUCGUCACCAAUGGUCAGCAGUGGCGGAACGUCCGAGGACAUCGAAUUGAACGUCAACACUCAAUUCCUCUCGCCCGUGAAUCAAGAUACGCCUCGUCCGACCGAGGCCGUGGCUCUUCCACCGUGUGGCACGGCAGAAGGACCGGCGGAGAACUUCUGGGAAGAUACUUCUUUCCAAUUUGACAUGGCAGACUUUUCGAAUCUGCCGGACAUGUCUACCUGGUCAAUGCAACGAGAGGUCUGGUUCAGCGGUCACCUUUAA